Messenger RNA from Thamnophis elegans (Western terrestrial garter snake), 2964 nucleotides. Its product is annotated as vomeronasal type-2 receptor 26-like. Gene Ontology annotation, molecular function: G protein-coupled receptor activity. Gene Ontology annotation, biological process: G protein-coupled receptor signaling pathway. The record is from RefSeq and is a predicted model, not a curated record. NCBI's taxonomy places the organism in Eukaryota, Metazoa, Chordata, Lepidosauria, Squamata, Natricidae. The transcript has 7 exons. Bases 1 to 2964 code for a protein of 987 amino acids. Gene Ontology annotation, cellular component: membrane.
AUGUCCCCUGAGUUCAAGAACAGUGAUGGCUCGUUGGCCCCACAAUUUUGUAGAGUCAUUUGCAAGAAUGAGUCCAGCAAAUGCAAAUUCAUGUAUACAAUAAACUCAAUUGCAAGUACCAACUGGGUCAUAAAAAACUUUGCUCAUGGCCUGACCUAUCCAUACUGCAACGAGCCCCCUCCCGAGAACUCUAUGAAGAACUCAAAAGACAUCAACACCAAGGAGAUACUGACUUAUACAUUGACUGCCAUACUGAUUGCAUCAAAGAAGGAAGAAGACAUGAAAGACUGGGCAGGAGAUAUGCUACUGUUCUGGCUGAUGCUCUUCUGGCUCCUGGCUCCAACUACAGCAAAGAGGCUGCAAACCAUAUGUGUGUUCAAGGAUUAUAUGAACAUAGAUAAAAGUUACUAUAAGCCUGGUGACCUCAUUAUUGGUGGGAAUUUGCCUUUGGGGAUAAAUUUCAAGACUCCUGUUCCAGAGUUUAAUACAAUGAGGCUUCGUUUAGAGAGUCUGUUCAUCCUCAUUAACUACCAGCAGUUCCUUGCCUUGAUGUUUGCUGUCUCCCAGGUCAAUAAGGAUUUUCUUCUGCUCCCCAACAUCACACUUGGCUUCCACAUCUAUGGCCAUUACGAGAGGGAGAUUAAUAUUUCCUUAGACAGCCUCUCCAUGCUCUCCUCACGAACAGAAAUGGUUCCAGGUUACAAAUGUGACCACCCGGACACUCUGCUGUCUGUCAUUGGUGGUCUCAGUGCCAAGUCCUCAAGGCUGAUGGCCUCCAUCUUCAGCAUCUUUAAGAUCCCACAGGGAGAGAGAAGAGUUUAUACUUCAUUCUUCCGGAUUAAUCCCAAGGAAUCUCCUCAGUAUGUGGGUCUAGUCCAGCUGCUCCUGUAUUUCCAGUGGAACUGGGUUGGGCUUGUGGUCCCUAAAGAUGACAGGGGAGAACGUUUCGUCUCAACUCUGACACCAAUGCUCCAGGAGAAGGAGAUCUGCCUGGCCUUCACCCUGAUGCUGGAAUUGGAUGAUGUUGACAAACGUCUGGAAAAGUUUGUUCUCAAUUUCCUUCCCUGCUUUAAAACAGAAGUGUUUAUUCUCCUUGCAGAUUCAACUGUUACUAGCACUUUAAUAGUGGCACUACAGGCUUUUGAAAAAUACAAAAAAGUAUCAUUUAGGAAAGUUUACAUCUCCACUUCCCAUUGGAAACUUGGUAUACAAGAAGCUGAAGGAAUAUUGAAAUACAUAAAGUAUUUCCAUGGGGUCUUGCAUUUUUGGGACCACUCCGAGGAUGUCUCAGAAUUCAUACACUUCCUCCUUUCUUUAGACCCCUUGAACCCCCAAGGAGAUGUUUUUCUCCCUCUGUGGUGGGAAAAAGUCUUUGGCUGCAAGAUCCAUAAAUCAGGAAAGAUCCCUCCAAAGGCUGAAAAACAAUGCACAGGAAAGGAGAAUGUGCAAAAUCUGCCCAAUUACAGUUUUGAAACAAGAAUGACAGGUGAAAGCUACAACAUCUACAAUGCUGUUUAUGCUCUGACACACGCUUUACAUACAAUGUAUGGAUCCAGAGCCUGGCUGACCUUGAUGAGGCUUGGAAGGAGGAUCUCAAAUGUCCAGUCAUGGCAGCGGCAACGGAGAAUUCGAUUGCUCCGAGCUGCCAGCUCGAGAAGACGCCGAGCUCUGAAAGACGCUGAGCUCCGGGAAGCGCUGAAGGAUAUCGUCACCGCUGUGCCGCCGAACGCCGAACGCCGCCUAACAUCGCAGCUCGAAUGCAAGAACUGUGAGGACGGCGAGGAUCGAGUUAAACAAAGAGAGCCAAUUCUUCCAUAUUUGAGCAAUGUGCAGUUCAACAAUAGUGUUGGAGAUGAAGUCUCCUUCUCACAAGAUGGACUGGGAUCUGCUCGUUAUGAUCUUCUCAACUGGGUUCUCUUCCCCAAUCGAUCUUUUGUCCCCAUGAAAGUUGGACAAGUAAAUCCUGAGGCUCCCCCAGGCCAAGAUUUCACCAUUGACUCUGAUGGAAUCAUCUGGGCCCCAAAGUUGCUCAAGAAAUCCUUAGACACUUUUUUUCCAGAUGCGGCUCAAUGUGAACCCUGCCCAGAAAUCCAAUAUCCCAACAAGGACAAGGACUACUGCAUUGCCAAGAAGAUCCACUUCCUUGCCUAUCAAGACACACUGGGAUACAUUUUAGUUAUUCUUGCUGUCUUUUUCUCUGUGAUCACUUCUGUAGUCCUGGUGAUUUUCUAUAAACAUCAUGACACACCGAUUGUCAAGGCCAACAACAGAGAUCUCACCUACCUCCUCCUGCUCUCCCUCUUGCUCUGCUUCCUUUGUUCCUUUCUUUUCAUUGGUCAACCUGGGAAGGUCACUUGUCUCUUCCGACAAACUGCCUCCGCCAUUCUCUUUUCUCUUGCAGUUUCCUCUGUGUUGGCAAAAACUGUCAUGGUGGUUCUGGCCUUCAUGGCUACCAAGCCAGGGAACAAGGCAAGGAAACUCUUGGGAAAACCCCUGACCAACUCCAUUGUCAUAGCUUGCCCCCUGAUCCAAGCAAUUCUUUGUGCCACCUGGCUGGGAACCUCUCCUCCAUUUCCCAACCUGGACUUCCACUCCUUAUUUGGAGAGACGAUUUUGGAAUGCAAGGAAGGCUCAGCUUUAAUGUUCUACAUUGUCCUUGCCUACCUAGGUUUUUUGGCCCUUGUCAGUUUCACGUUGGCAUUUUUAGCUAGGAAAUUGCCUGAUAGUUUUAAUGAAGCCAAGUUCAUUACUUUUAGCAUGCUGGUCUUUUGCAGUGUUUGGAUAACUUUCCUCCCCACCUACCUGAGCACCAAAGGGAAGUCCAUGGUGGCCGUGGAGAUCUUCUCCAUUUUGGCCUCUGGAGCUGCUCUCUUGGCUUGUAUCUUUUCCCCCAAAUGCUACAUUAUUCUACUGAGGCCGGAUCUGAAUUGUAGAGAAAAUAUAGUAAGGAACAGGAAUUUCUAA